CAAAUGAAUCCUACUAAGGGCUUAAUUAUACACUAUUGAUACUGACAUUUUAAUACAAAAUAAACAGAUCACUUGCAUAUUGACAUUUACAUCCGUAUAGGUUAUAACAUAACCAAAUAAUUGUAUACUUUGUAAGUCAUUUAAUUGUGUAAAGGAUUUGAUGGUAAAGGAGAGAAUGGAGUACAGGGAAACAGAGUACAACACGGACCUGACCAAAGUCCACCACACCAACUACGUCAGAAACAGCCGGGCCAUCGUGGUCUUGUGGGCCAUCUUCACGUGUAUCUUCUUCAUCCUGAAUGUAGUGGUGUGGAUACAGCCACAGUGGAUAGGUGACACCGGGGACAGUGCAGUGGCUGGGUUUUUUGGCUUGUACAAAUACUGUGUUGAAACAUCAGUUGGCUCCGACUUUAUUUGCAACGGUGAUUUCAUCUCAUGGGAAUCUAUACUGAAUUCAUAUUUCAAGGCAACAUCUGUCAUGGUUGGUGUCAGCUGUCUCCUGUCCAUCGCCAGCAUCGCCUGUUUUUUGCUGUUCUGUUUGGUGAACACAGCCACAGUGCUUAGGAUAUGUGCGUGGCUGCAGCUUAUGUCCGGCCUCCUUAUCACAGUGUCCUGCAUUGUAUACCCUGGUGGAUGGGACCACUCUCAGGUCAGACAGGUAUGUGGUCUGAAGUCCGGCAGCUACAAUAUCGGGGAGUGCGGGAUGCGCUGGGGCUACGCACUAGCCAUCGUCCUGAUCUUCGACGCUUUUAUUCUGUGUAUCCUGGCUUUCGUCUUGGCGGCCAAACAGGCCAAUUUGUUACCAGAGAUCUACAAGAAAGAAAAAGAGGCCCUGAAGGAUUAGCCCAGGCGCCCUGCUUGCCAGAUCUACGUAGACAUAACCAACCAGCGGCAGACGACCAGUACUGUACCUACUACAUGUCCCACAUUUCGAUGACACCGUGGGUCAGUCCGCAAGUCGAGAAUAGCAUGUACAUGUCUUAGUACUCCCACACACUCCAUAGUUUGUAAUUAUGUUUCUAUGACGCCAAUGAAAUCUCACGUUUCUUCAUAAGGUUUAACUUCAAAGCUUUUUUUUUU
This is a messenger RNA of Biomphalaria glabrata, 1080 nucleotides long. RefSeq names its product LHFPL tetraspan subfamily member 3 protein-like. The coding region runs from base 161 to 844 and encodes 227 amino acids. Lineage: Eukaryota; Metazoa; Mollusca; Gastropoda; Planorbidae. The transcript is spliced from 7 exons. The record is from RefSeq and is a predicted model, not a curated record. Gene Ontology annotation, biological process: sensory perception of sound. Gene Ontology annotation, cellular component: plasma membrane.